CAUUUUGCACAGGAUUUUAAAAGGUUCUCUUAUAAGCACUAUUUUUAACAGCCAAAUCCACCCCCUAAAACAGAAAGGAAAAAGCCCUAGGUAUUUUUCUGUGAUCGAUCUCAGUUUAUGAUCAACUGAAGCAUCUCUCACAACAUUUACCUGUAGCCUGGUUUAUUUUACAUUUUUAUCAUUCAAGUUGACAUUUUUGGAGGUGGUGUGGAUUUUUUGGAUUUUUUUUUUUUUUUUCCCCACAUGAGAAAAUUUGAGAAUUUAAUUGCUGUAGAAUACUUGGAAACAGUGAGGCUGCAAGCUUGAAAGGCAGAGGGAAGAGAAGGAAGGCUCUCACAGCAGAGCAUGGAUAGGAAAGGAGCAGUGAUUCUGCGGUGCUCAGUGUGCACAUGUUUUAUGAGAUCAGUGCCGGGCGCUGCAGCUGCGGACAAUAACUGAGCUGUCUGGCUAAUGAAGGCCACCUGGAUCAGGCUUCUGAAAAGAGCCAAAGGAGGACGUCUGAAGAAUUCUGAUAUCUGUGGUUCGGCGGACUCCUACACCAGCCGUCCAUCUGAUUCAGAUGUAUCUCUGGAAGAAGACAGGGAAGCAGUGCGGAGAGAGGCAGAGCGACAGGCCCAGGCACAGCUGGAAAAAGCAAAGACAAAACCUGUUGCAUUUGCAGUUCGGACAAAUGUUGGGUACAGUGCAGCUCAUGAUGACGAUGUUCCAGUCCCAGGCAUGGCCAUCUCAUUUGAGGCUAAAGAUUUUCUUCAUGUUAAAGAAAAAUUUAAUAAUGACUGGUGGAUAGGACGGUUGGUAAAAGAAGGCUGUGAAAUAGGAUUCAUACCAAGCCCAGUCAAACUAGAAAACAUGAGGCUGCAGCAUGAACAAAAGGCAAAACAAGGAAAAUUCUACUCCAGUAAAUCAGGAGGGAACUCUUCAUCCAGUUUGGGUGACAUCGUUCCUAGUUCCAGAAAAUCGACGCCUCCAUCAUCUGCUAUAGACAUAGAUGCCACUGGCUUAGAUGCAGAAGAAAAUGAUAUUCCAGCAAACCAUCGCUCCCCCAAACCCAGUGCAAACAGUGUAACAUCACCCCACUCCAAAGAGAAAAGAAUGCCCUUCUUUAAGAAGACAGAGCACAUCCCUCCCUAUGAUGUAGUGCCUUCUAUGCGACCAGUAGUUUUAGUGGGGCCUUCUCUGAAGGGAUAUGAGGUAACAGAUAUGAUGCAAAAAGCAUUAUUUGAUUUUUUAAAACAUAGAUUCGAAGGGCGUAUAUCAAUUACACGAGUCACAGCAGACAUCUCGCUUGCUAAACGCUCAGUAUUAAACAAUCCCAGUAAGCAUGCGAUAAUAGAGCGAUCUAAUACAAGAUCAAGCUUAGCUGAAGUUCAAAGUGAAAUUGAACGGAUUUUUGAAUUAGCAAGGACACUGCAGUUGGUAGUGCUUGAUGCUGAUACCAUUAACCACCCAGCUCAACUAAGCAAAACCUCUCUGGCUCCCAUUAUAGUAUAUGUAAAGAUUUCUUCUCCUAAGGUUUUACAGAGGUUAAUAAAAUCUCGAGGGAAAUCUCAGGCCAAACACCUUAAUGUUCAGAUGGUGGCAGCUGAUAAACUGGCACAGUGUCCUCCUGAAAUGUUCGAUGUAAUUCUUGAUGAGAACCAGCUUGAAGAUGCUUGUGAGCACCUUGCUGACUAUCUGGAAGCCUACUGGAAGGCCACACAUCCACCUAGCAGCAAUCCUCCUAACCAGCUUCUCACUCGCACACUUGCAACAGCCACUCUUCCUAUUAGCCCAGGUCCAAAUAUUAAUUUACAGGGAUCUCAAGGAGACCAGAGGAAUGACCACCAUUCAGUCCCUGAACGCAGUGGUUCACAAAUUGAAGAGGAAGCACGGGUUGAACCCAUCAAGAAAUCCCAGCAUCGCUCUUCCUCAAGCCAACACCACAACCAUCGCAGUGGUAUUAGAGGCCUUUCUAGGCAAGAAACUUUUGACUCAGAAACACAAGACAGCAGAGAUUCGGCUUACGUAGAGCCAAAGGAGGACUACUCACAUGAGCACGGUGACCACUAUGAUUCUCACAGGGAUCACAAUCAUAGAGACGAGUCCCACGGGAGCAGUGAUCACAGACAUAGAGAAUCAAGGCACCGCUCAAAGGAGAGGGACCGCGAGCAGGACCACAAUGAAUGCAACAAACAGCGUAGUCGUCAUAAAUCAAGGGACCAAUAUUAUGACAAGGAUGGGGAAGUGAUAUCGAAAAAACGUAACGACACAGGAGAAUGGAACAGGGAUGUUUACAUCCGUCAGUAA
Messenger RNA from Cariama cristata (Red-legged seriema), 2286 nucleotides. RefSeq names its product calcium channel, voltage-dependent, beta 2 subunit (gene CACNB2). The record is from RefSeq and is a predicted model, not a curated record. Bases 451 to 2286 code for a protein of 611 amino acids. The transcript has 13 exons. Gene Ontology annotation, cellular component: voltage-gated calcium channel complex. NCBI's taxonomy places the organism in Eukaryota, Metazoa, Chordata, Aves, Cariamiformes, Cariamidae. Gene Ontology annotation, biological process: calcium ion transmembrane transport; chemical synaptic transmission; neuromuscular junction development. Gene Ontology annotation, molecular function: protein binding; high voltage-gated calcium channel activity.